Molecule: messenger RNA, 1936 nt
Organism: Labrus bergylta (ballan wrasse)
Lineage: Eukaryota; Metazoa; Chordata; Actinopteri; Labriformes; Labridae
Source: RefSeq, a predicted model, not a curated record
AUGGAGGCUGAGAAAGAAAAAGGACGAAUGAGAGAAGACAUGAUCAAAGAGCUGCGUUCUCACAAACUUCUUCUGCAGCAACACGUGGACAAACUGGAAGAACUCCUAAAGCUGCAGACGCAGAAGGAGGAGCAUAAAUGGAUGAAGAAGAUGUGGAAAGGUGACCCUUGUUAUGCCAGUCAUGGGGUUAAUGGGACCCUUUGCUCCAUCUUCAUCUACCUCAACAGAGUCGUGGUGUCCUCUACUCCCAGGUCGAGUGAAACAUGCACUCCGUUGGAAACCCCUAAGAUCCUGCUGCAUCCCGGUGUGGUGACGGAUGAAUCUCAUCUUAAAAUAACCGAAACCGCUUUCAGUGGGGGCCCCCUUGGAGAACUGGUCCAGUGGAGUGACCUCAUUUCCACCCUUCACAUCCUGGGCCACCACCUUCACCUGUCUGCCUCUCUAUCUGACCUCAAAGACUUUUUGGGGGUGAAAAGCAACUGCCCAGCUCGUCGUUCAAAGAUUGAAGCAGACUUGAUCUAUACAGACAUUAUCGGCUUUCAACAGAUAAAGAAAGCACUACAGGGAUCCUGGAUUCAAUACAAGUGCAUGUUCCGUGUGUUGGACUCUUUUGGCACUGAGCCAGACUUCAAUCAUGCAGCUUGGGCCCAAAAGCAAAACCUUAAGAGUCCUUUUGGCCGCCUCAGUCUGAUCCCAAUGCAGUUCUACACCAUGUUCCCCCACACACCAGACAACACAUUCCUGGGCUUUGUGGUGCAGCACCAGCUGAGUGAUAAUGAAGCUGAGCAGCUCAAGUCUAACAAAAGACUAAACCAGGCACUCGUGUAUGGGAAGAGUGCUACAUUUUGGGAGGGGAAAGAGGCCUAUCUAGAUGUCAUCCAUAAAUACAUGGAGAUCCAUGCAACGGUUGACAACAGCACUCGGAUUCCGAGCUACGUAAAGAACCACGGUAUUAUCAAAGGCACCGAGGUUCAGACCCUGUUGAGACAGAGCAAGGUUUUUGUUGGACUGUCUUUCCCAUACGAAGGCCCCGCCGCAUUGGAGGCCUUAGCCAAUGGCUGUGCUUUCCUGAACCCCAGGUUACACCCUCCACAGAGCAGCCUGAACUCCCAGUUCUUCAAGGGAAAGCCCAACAUCAGAGAGUUGACAUCCCAGCAUCCUUAUGCCGAGGCCAUAGGAGAGCCCUAUGUGUGGUUGGUGGACAUGCACAACUCCACAGAUGUGGAAAGAGCUCUCACUGCCAUCCUCAAUCAGACUAUUGAGCCUUACCUUCCAUAUGAGUUUACCUGUGAAGGGAUGCUCCAGAGGGUCAACAUCCUGAUUGAAAAACAGGAUUUCUGCCACGGUCCAGGGAGCUGGCCUCCACUCAGCGCGCUCAAGAUUGUGGAAGCAAAGUUUGGCACUUCAUGUAAACAGGCUUGUCAGGAUGCAGGGCUCAUCUGUGAACCUGCAUUUUUCCCUCACAUCAACAAUGCCAAGAGCCUUUCCAACUACAGCGCCGAUUGUCAAGAAUCGGAGCAGUCUGACAGAAGUUUGGUGUUUCCAGCCUACUCAAACACUGCCAGUGGCAAACACUGUGUGUUCCAGUCUGAUCCCCUGCUCUUCAGCUGUGUGAGAUCACACAAGUCUUUGAUCCGUAUCUGCCCCUGUAGAGACUACAUCAAGGAUCAGAUAGCCUUAUGCAGGGCUUGUGUGUAAUGGCUGGAUGGAAAACAAUAAACUCUCUAUGCACCUUAGAAACAAUCAGGAAUCAAAGGAAAGGAUUCUCUUGUAUAUGGACCAUCCAAGAAGCUGACAGCAGGAAGUCUCCAGGCUUGAUUCUUGGCCUUUUUUUUUGUGAUGAGAUUGAGAUGACAAUAACUUAUGUGGCUUUUGUCUGAGCGUCCAGACUCAGUAGUGGAUCAUUCAAAGUGCAUCUUGAAUAUAGCCAAGAGAC